UGUUAAUUCAUGCGGAUGACAGAGAAUCAUGCACGAGGUCUGCUAUCAUUGGAUUCUUUAGAUCAGCAACAGGGAGUUAAAACUAACAUCAGUGAGAGAGAGCAUCUGCUUUGACGUUCAUUCUUUUGGUGGGGUCAGUCAUGACCCCAAGGUUAUCAAAGCAAGUUUCAAGAAGGUGGCACAUGUCCAAGUCCAAGCUUUGAGAGCCUUUUGGGGAUUGCACACACUUGGGACAUCCAACGAAUGGGGCCAUGGUGAAAAGUGUCAAUCAAUCAUGUCCAGUGACUGCCCCAGCCAGGGAAAAGUAGAUCCAAGAAACUGCAGAUGCUGAAGGCUGUUCAUGGUGGACUGUAGCCUGUUGGCCAUAAGAUCACAGUAGCCGUCGAAGUAUACUGCCAUCAUGCAUACACGACGAUUCAUCACAGAUGUUGUCAUUGCUUUCACCAAUGAGCCAUUUAUUGUCCAUGAUUCUGAGGGGUUGGUGACCGAGAAAGAGGCGUAGGAUCGUCUCCAGUGGCCACCCUGGUUCUAAAAGCAGACAAUUCCAGUAUCAGAGCCGUCCACUGGCAUGGGCCCCGCGAUUGACGGUGGUACGACGACCGCCACGCCUCCGUCUUUUUCUGCUUCCCUCGCGCGCGCUCUUAUUCCACUGCUCUGGUGAAGGAGGUCAGACUCCGGGACCAUGGUGGAGUCCUCGAGGCGGCACGGGAAGGGAAGCCGAAGCCCCACGUCCGGUGCAGGUGCCGCCGCCUCUUCUGAUGCUCCUCCUCCGGAGCGGGAGACGGGGAAGAUGCGGAUCGUGGACUUCCUCCACGAGCCUCACGAAGGGGACGACGUACCGGGCGAUUUCGGGUCUCCGCAAAGGGGAGACCUUUUCUCUAUUGAUUCUUCGGGUAGCCCCCCGCGGAAGUUCCUCCCUAGAUGGCGGCUCUUUCCCUUCCGGAAGCCGUCGCUCUGCAGCCGCGGUGGAGAGACGAGACCGGGAUCGGGCCAUACGGUGCCGUCACCUCAUAAGAAGAUGAAGGGGAGGGAAAGAGGAGCGGAGCAGGAGGAGGAUGCAAAAGAAAAGUCGAAGAUGGCUGAGGGGAUCGACGGAAGGGAUUGCGUCCGCUCGCUGGACCCUCCCGCAGGACCUAGGAAACCUGAAGAUGUAUCUUUUAACCUAGGAAUGGGAAUAGGUAUGGCUCUCGCACUGUCCAGGUGGUCCACCGAAUUCAACAAAAUGACAGAGCUCCGGGUUCAAAUGGAAAUGUUGCUCAAAGAAAUUAAAGAAGAAAUCCCAAAGAAAGACACUGGUUUUGGCAUCAUAAGAUCAAACCAUAAUUUUGUCUCUUCAUUAUCGGAUUGUAGCAGGGAUGUCAGUGAAUACAACCCUAUCUCCUUCCAAAAUCACAGGGCAGAUUUUCAUAUGGAAGAGGCGAAGUCAACCGUGGAAUCUGAUAGGCAUUCAAAUAAUGAGCUUGACAAUGAGAACCAAAGUAUGGAUCAACUGGAAGCAGAGCUAGCAUUCGAACUAGGGCAGUUGCAACUAAGCUUAGGAGGGAAGGAUUCUAUGAAACUCUCAGAACAGGAGAGAAUGGAGUUAGCCCAUGAAGAGGCAAGUACUUCUGAAAGCCAUGAACCUUCAGAUGAAAACCACAAUGUUCAUUGUGGUGUUCCUGCAAGCGAACUGGAGAGAAGGUUAUACGAACUUAUAUGCUCGAGACAAGAGGAACGGAUUGCAGAGUUAGAGUCUGCACUGGAAUUCACCAGGAAAAGGCUCGUUGAAAAAGAAAUCAAAGUUUCUUGGUGGAAGGACACAGGGAUGCUUGCUUCACCUUCGCUACAACACGAAGAAGAGAUGCUUUCUGUAAAUUUGUGUGAUAGUGAGAGAGAGAGAGAGAGAACAUGAAAUCUUCUCAUCAUUGGUUGAUUUGGAGUGGCACAGAAGAGCAAGGAGAUCUUGCAUGAAACGCUGGAACCUGGAGUGCCGUUGCUGGUGUUCUGUGACAUGGUGAGAGACGGUAUGAUGCUGCGGCUUGAUCUUGAUAAUGCAUCCAAGAUGAAGAGGUCACUGUUGCAGCUUAGAUGGUUCAGAUUCCUCGAUGCCUGCCCGCAUGGUAAGAGCAAGUAAAAUGCAGAUCUAUCCCAUCAUUAUUGACAUGUAUCACCUGAAAGUUUCUCGGGCUACCUUCACCAUGUAGAGUGAGGCUUGUCAAAAGGUGACGCCACGAUCUUUCUUCUUGUCCUUCUGAUGUUUGCUGUACUGCAGAGCUUUUAGUCAUUAAGCAGGUCAGGUUGGUAACGA
Messenger RNA from Musa acuminata AAA Group (dessert banana), 2287 nucleotides. Its product is annotated as protein POLAR LOCALIZATION DURING ASYMMETRIC DIVISION AND REDISTRIBUTION-like. Bases 683 to 1891 code for a protein of 402 amino acids. The record is from RefSeq and is a predicted model, not a curated record. The transcript is spliced from 6 exons. Gene Ontology annotation, biological process: asymmetric cell division. NCBI's taxonomy places the organism in Eukaryota, Viridiplantae, Streptophyta, Magnoliopsida, Zingiberales, Musaceae.